Messenger RNA from Dioszegia hungarica, 5778 nucleotides. Its product is annotated as nucleoporin Nup186/Nup192/Nup205. The coding region runs from base 1 to 5778 and encodes 1925 amino acids. The transcript has 12 exons. NCBI's taxonomy places the organism in Eukaryota, Fungi, Basidiomycota, Tremellomycetes, Tremellales, Bulleribasidiaceae. Gene Ontology annotation, biological process: nuclear pore organization. Gene Ontology annotation, cellular component: nuclear pore inner ring; nuclear pore. Gene Ontology annotation, molecular function: structural constituent of nuclear pore. The record is from RefSeq and is a predicted model, not a curated record.
AUGCCUCCCGCAUCGCCGAUGGCAGACUGGGAUCACACCCUCUUUGCGGACCUUCAACAUCUGCUCGGCCGCGUCGUUGCCCAGCCUACCACCUCGACACUGCGGCGGCUGUUCCAGAAGCUGGACGAGGCAAGACCGUGGCUCGUCUGCUUGACCAACAUACCUGGACCGAGCGAGGCGGAUAAGCAGCGGAUAGAAAAAGGUCCGACCACCACACCCAAUGGCGCCUCAAUACAGCUCUCAGGCGACCUCCUCACGUCUGCUCAACAAAUAUCCGAAAAGCUAUCCAUCUCCCAACUCCUCGCAGCCACCCUCGUUCUCCAGUCCGAGGAAGAACGUCCGCGGUAUCCCUCUCGGUCCAACUUUGAGAUCGCCACCUUCACAUACCAUGAAUGGACGGGACAGAUGCUCGACUUUCUACGGGAGCUCCUGCGGCUGACGGCUCCGUCCGAGGCGGACCUGAGCCCGCCGUUCGACCAAUUACGGAAUUGGGUGGACGAGCUCCUUACUAUCCGGACACCCCUCGCGUCGGGCGGAGAAGGAACGCUCGUGGACCAGAUCAUCUCACAGCUGGACGUGGCGCAAGGGAGGAUAUCGAAGCUGCUGCAGGAGAGGUCAGGGUCGAUGGCGGAGUACGAGUCGGUCUCGUUCCGAAUAGCGGCGGUGCGGAGCGAGCAGUGCAAGAUGGCGGGGAUACUGGCGGGGAUAUGCGAGGCGGGGAUUGUGGGCAAGGCGCAGGUGUUGAGGAUGUUGAAGUGGUUGAAGAAGGUGGAAAAGGCGGAUGUAAUCAUGACGACUGUGCUUGCUUCGCUCUUUGCUGCUUUACGACCGCUGGAGAUGAUAGAUCCGGCCCAUGUGCGGUAUGAUAUGGUCGACGGGUGGAUUAGGGAUGUCAAGUUCUUGCGACUUGCAGCUAGCCAUGUCCUGCAAGAAGAGUGGAAGAUUCCCCAGUUGCGCGACGGGGCACGGCUAGCCUUCUGCAUGUUCUACCUCUCCGCCCUUCGACACGACGCGGCGGUCGCAACGACCGGUAUCGAAGCGCCUAUGGCGGAGCAGUUCAUCCUGGACGCGCUCGCAGGGGACGCUCUGCGAUUCCUGCGGGAGACUAUCCUGGCGAUCCGGAGAGAAAGAGGGCUGGAGGAGCAGGACGAGGCACAGGCGGCAGCGGAGGAUGCUCUGGUCAAGCUUGCCACUCGGUCGGACCCGGAUAACGACGACAUCAUUAUUCGGCAGAUCCAGGAACUGGUCGACGGUCUUGCGGUCAAAAAGAACUUUCUCCGAAACCUUCGGAAUAAGGAAGAGGACGUUUCUAUCCGGCGGUCCCAGGUCGCUCCCCCACCAACGUACUACCAGGACUUCCUCUGGCUCAUGGCCACUGUCUACCGGUCAUUACCGCCAGACAGUGCCGAGGACUUUUGGGACAGCACGGCCUUUAUCGGCGUCCUUCUCGACACGCGGGGCAACUUUCCCGGCCCCGCAUUCUGGGCGCUGUUGACUGCGCUGUCGACCGGCCCAGCGUGCGCUGCCAAGUGCUUUGAGCGGAUGAAGGAUUCUCGGCUCCCCUGGUCGGCCCUCUUCAAAUUCUACCAGCACUACUUUGACAUCCUCCCCCACCUCUUCGAACCCAUGAAAUCCAACCGGAGCGCCAGCCUCGACCCCAUGUCGCAGGAGGAAGUCGACAUCUGUAUCGGAUGGACCAAACUCCUCUCGACCGUCGUCCGGUACUCGCCCCUCGCUCGGAGCGCGCUUAUGCAGCAUAAACCACAUCCUCUGCAGCAGCUCUUUGACUUUGUCAAUUGCGAUAUCCCCAAUGAUCUCAGAGCGGCCAUUCUGGACGCCAUCACGGCCUUCUGUAGCCGGACGGGCGAGGCGGUAGAUGACGAUAUAAGGAACCGGGCGGUAGAGCACUUCGAGCGGAUAUCGUAUGCGGACCCAUCGCUCGAUAGCCGGUUCAUCGACCCCGCUCGGCUGCCUCCGCCGAUUGGCUGGAUAGCCAAGACGGAGUAUGCCGAGGUCGACGCCCAGACCUACCCCGUCACUCGCGCGUAUAUCCAAUUCCUCACUAUCCUACUCCCCUCCCCUUCAACCACACCAACUCGACUCGCACCACGCGUUGCCAACGUUCUCCGUCGAGGCAUACACUACGUCCUCGAUCGGAUCCUCCUCGUUCCUGGCGCCAGGCGAUACCUUAGAGAAGCGGAGCGAUGGGAAAUGCUGGAUGGGAUAUUCGCCCUGAUGGAGCGGGCGUUAUUGGCGUUCGACAUGUCUGACUUGGUCACACAGGUGGACCACCGGUCGGUCGGAGCGGUAGCUACGGCUCUGUCCGAGGAACCGGGCUUCACCGUCUUCCUCCGCGUACUCGGGGAACAACAGAUCUUCGCCGUGCUCGCCGGUCUCGUCGACAGCGCCAUGGCUGGUCCUUCACCCCGUCCCGCCCACAUCCUCCGUCCACUCCGCCGCGUUCUUCGAAUGUAUCACCGCAUCCUCGACGUCCAGCUCGUCUUCUCCGACGUCCUCCUCCUCACCCUCUCGGACCCUUCCCGUAAUUCCACCCACCCCUUCCGCCGCCCAUUAAGCCUGCAGAGUCUCGACCAAUACCUCCUCACCCACCUGUCCAACGUCAACGCCAUCGCCCUCUUGGUCGGCGAUGACGACCUCGCCGUCUCCCUCGUCAGUCUAAAGAUAUUACAGGCGCUCGCGACGUCGCCGGUGUUUAGCCGGAACGAUAUCUUCCGGGGCGAAUACUCGAGCUCGGUCAAUCGGCUGGCGGGGAUCAUCGAUGCAUCGGAUGACUCGAUCCGGAUCGCUCAGGGCUUCUGUACCCGCCUUGACGGGACAGGAGACACAAUGACAUCGGGCGAGAUCCAUGAGGUGGAGCGUAGGGUAUUGGCGGGUACAGGAGGGCAUGCGGAUAGGGAAGCACUCCCCAUCGUCAUCCGCUCGGCUAUCCUCGACCUCCUCAUCGAGGGGACUCACAGCGAUAUCUCGGGCCCCACCCUCGCUCACUUCCUCCUCGGCUUCGACUUUAAAGCUGGGGACUUUGGACUCCAAGAUCCUCGACUCCCGGACUCGAGGCUGUCAUGCCUGCACAUUGUGCUCCGGCAGCUCAGCGAGGGGUCGAGCGAGGUCUGCCUUGGCGACGUCCACCCUCUCCUCGCGGCCAAGAGCGCACAGUUGAUCCAUCAACUCUUCUCCCGGUCGGUCACUGGUAAAAGCACCAUGAGCUACGCGUCGUCCAUCUCGGGAUUCUCGGAACGCCAACUCACGGACUUGCCGCGGUACUGCCCCUCUGCACCGCGGGACGAUCUCCCCGGCGCCGGGAUCGCCCAGUCCGCAGCUGGCGAGGUCGGCACCACCGCCGAGACCCUCGUCGCUUACCUGGACUUCCAGAAGUGGAUCAUCGCCGCCGUCAGUCUUGACGUCUUUGCCUUCGAGGGCAAUGGGACGUCCGCCAGCGAGAUCGCCGAGCUGGUAUUCCACGGCACGGACGGCGCGGAGGACGGAGACGAUUCGGGCGGAUCACGGCCGCCUCUCAUUGUAGACGUUCUCGCCAAUAUCGACCUGCAGUGGCGGGAAGAAACCGAUCCGGCCGCGCAAAGCCGUGCGCUAGACUUUUUCGGCAGCUUCGAUUUCGACCAGUUCAAACGGGCCGACGUGGACUGGUGGGACGUCGAGGCGCUCGAAAAGACUAUGCGGUCUUAUCGGCGUCAUCUCCAAAAGACCGGCAGUCUCUCUACGGACGCGGCGGUCCAAGCUAUCGAGGCGGAAAUGACAUUCGUCCUGCAACGUCUGGGACAGAAGAACCGGGAGACGGAUAUCAGUCUGGCCAAGGGGUCAUUCUUGACUUCUUGGAAUGCGGCGCUCAAAGUCUCCCUCGCGAUGCUCUUCAAGUACAUUGCGGAGGAGCAGCAAGAGGUGGUUCUCUUUGAGCUGCUCGAUGCGCUCUUGGAUCGCCUAGCGGGGGAUCUCGUCUCGGCCACCGGUGUCCUAGAAAUUCUAUGCGAGUCGGUACUGGUCGUCAUGACUGCCCUCGUCAAUAUGCUCGGCGAGUUCGAGGGUGCCAAUCUCCCCGUCGACCGGUUGUCUGCGGCAUUGCAGGCUAUCGUCGAUAUCAUUACUCGGCCGGGAACGACCGAGAGCGCCCGCGGGAACCUGUACGCCGCUAUCGGGCAGUACCUUACCCUUUUGACUCCUUCGGCGUCCUUCGGGGAAGACGGAUCCGUCGCUGGAUCAGUCAUGACGGUCGGCACGGCCCUUCCUGGCCAACCGCUCAACCUGCACCGGACAACCCUGGCGGUCAUUGCCGCAAAGAAGGAUCGGUUCUUCGCUACCCUCUGCCGAGACGCCGCGGAUGAUAGGGACGUAUGGAAAACGGAAUGCUUUGCCCUUCUGGGGGCACUGGUGGGCGUGUGUCAGACUGAGCGGGAUCGGCAGGCAAUAUCACCCUUGAGUCAGGGAGGAUACUUGCCGCUCUUCUUGCGGAGUAUCAAGGACCGGGAAAUUGCUCUGCAGGAAUGUUUGUCUCCAAGCCCAGAAAAUCUACACGCGUACUGGGUAUACGAGUCCAAAAUCGCCUUCCUCACUGCCGUCGCGUCCACUCGGAAAGGCGCGGAAGAUCUCCUCGACGCGGGCGUUUUCGAGGUGUUUGCAAUGUGCGGCUUUAUGGCUGUUCAGCCCAUCUCGGAGGACGUCCUUGCCGAUCCGACGGUAGCGGAGAUUGUUAUCCGGCAACACCGGGUCCUCAUCUACGCGCUGCAGUUGAUUGUACGGGUCUUGUCGAGCCUCAACAAGUCGUCACGGAGCGGAGCGGGACAUGGAAUAAGUUUGCUCAACGCCCAUCGAGACUCGCUGCUUGUCUUACUCCGGGAGAACCAGAUGGCGGUCACGCUCACGGGGAUCGAGGAGACGCGGUUGAUUGUCUCGAUAUUGGCGAUGGUGGUCCACAAGGUGCCCGUGGAGGACUUGCGAUCACCGACUGGAUUUGGCGCGUUCCACCUCGGCGUUCUCUCCAUUGCUGCGCGAUUCUUUGACCAUGACGCCUGGACUGGCGCGCUGAUCAAUCCAAAUGAGACACAUGAAGCGGAGUCGGACGUCCUCGCCCUGAAUCACACCCUCCUCGUCUACCUCUGCGGCACCACCGCGGGUCUCAAAUCCGGAACUGCCACCCCCGUACUGGUCACUGGGGCGCAUCGCCAAUCCGACACUUCCAACAAAUACCUCGCCUCGGCGCCUUCGCUUCAGAUGGCGGUGGACCUUCUUGCAGAUCUGACGGAAGAUCUGGGGGACGUCGGCAGUGAUUAUGAGAUUGUAUUGGAGAGGAUGCAAGAUGGCGGAGAGCUAGAUGCGGGUGAUCGACUACAGAGCGGGGUGCUCAAGGAGGAGGCGGAUACCGAGACUGCUUUGGCUGCGUAUACCCAAAGAGGGCAGAUGUUGUUCAAUAUGAUCGAGUCGGUCCUCCUUCUCGUAUGGCGACAUCUACUCUUCUACGCCAAUGAUGCUCGUGGGGCCCAAGAACAUGUACGACCAGGAGACCUUGCCGCUUCGCUUGGCGCAUUUAGCGGGUCCCAGCUGGACGCGUCACGCUCGAAAGCCGGGACCGUGCGUGUAUUGGAGCGGAUAGCUGGUGGGCUGAGGGGAACGCUGGAGAGGCUGGACGAUGUGGAUGUGCAUCCCGAUCUGCAACAACGUAACGACAAGGGGGCGGCGUAUCAUGGGAUGUUGAUUAGGAGAGUAGGGGAAUUGAUCUCUGGGCUGGCGGGGGAGGCUGCAGAGCAAUGA